This is a messenger RNA of Uncinocarpus reesii 1704, 615 nucleotides long. RefSeq lists its product as uncharacterized. The record is from RefSeq and is a predicted model, not a curated record. The transcript has 3 exons. NCBI's taxonomy places the organism in Eukaryota, Fungi, Ascomycota, Eurotiomycetes, Onygenales, Onygenaceae. Bases 1 to 615 code for a protein of 204 amino acids.
AUGAUAAUACGAAGUCGCGUCGCCUCUCUUUUCCUCUUGAUCCUUUCAUCUUUCCUCCCCUUCAUCCUCGCUGAAACACCAACCUCCUUUUGCAAAUGCACAUGCUUCUCCAAUAGCACCAUCAUCCCCCUCGGCCCGCCCAAACCUCGCAGCUCCUCAAAUCCCUCGCCCGAAAGACGCGCCGUCUUCCUCCCCUCCCUAUUCGGCGCCCGCGAAGCCGUCAACGACGACGUAUAUGGCCGCGCGGCGUUUCUGGGCCGGCGAGACGCGGCAGAUGCACAAUUGGCCAAGUCAGAGGAUGACAAGAGCAAGAGCGGAGGCGAUAAAGAGGGCAAAAAGUUCCGUGCGGUGAAUUGCAACGACUGUAACCGCAAGUUCUGUCUAGACUAUCAACUGCCGAUGUGCAAGGGUGCAAAGGAGGAGGAUGUCAUGACGACUUGUUUUCAGAGAGAAUCCAACAAGGAUAAAGCUGUGGUGUUUAUAUUCAUCAUCGCCACAGUGUCUUUAUUAGUCUGGGCAGCCGUCAAGCCGUGGGCAGAACGUUGGAUACAGGUGCGAGACGUCCCCCAGGCAGAUACAGGCGUCAUGUCCAGAGGCAGACGAAACAUUGUAUAA